Messenger RNA from Python bivittatus (Burmese python), 1443 nucleotides. Lineage: Eukaryota; Metazoa; Chordata; Lepidosauria; Squamata; Pythonidae. The record is from RefSeq and is a predicted model, not a curated record.
AUGAACAUCAACUGGCAGUCGGAAGACAUGGCAUAUAUCAAUCAGUUUUAUGAGCAAAAAGAUGAUCCAAGGCAGCAAGGUUGGAAAAUAAGUAGUUCAUCUUUUGUGGACAAAAUCAAACAAAUGCAAGACUUUUUUAGAUUGAAUGUGACGGGAAAGGUUGAUGCUGAGACACUAGAAGUUAUGCAACAACCACGAUGUGGUGUUCCUGAUAUUGGACAGUAUGUCCUGGCUCUUCCUGGAUGGGGAAAAACCAAGCUUACAUACAGGAUUAUGAAUUACACACCUGACAUGAGGAGAGCUGAUGUGGAUGACUCUAUCAAAAAGGCUUUUGAAGUUUGGAGUAGAGUGACUCCUCUGACUUUCAUCAAGAUUCAUAGAGGGAGAGCAGACAUCAUGAUUGAGUUUGCAACAAGAGUGCAUGGCCGCUGUCCACGACAAUUUGAUGGACCCCUGGGUGUCCUUGGGCAUGCUUUUCCUCCUGGACAUUACUUCCGUGGAAAUGUCCAUUUUGAUGAGGAUGAAACCUGGAUAGCCAGCUUACAUGAACAAAGAAGAUCUAGAUAUUAUACUGAUGUUUCGGCAGAAGAUGUCAUGACUCCUGUUUUGGAAAAAGUCCCAAAGCUGCACUCUUCUGCUGUUCCUCUCCCUUACUCCACCAUUAAAUUCAACUUGUUCCUUGUUGCCGCACAUGAGAUUGGCCAUGUCCUUGGCCUCGCACAUUCUAAUGACCCAAGAGCACUGAUGUUCCCCAGUUAUAAACCCAUUGACCCUGCUGAUUCCCCACUCUCCCAAGAUGAUAUUAAUGCCAUUCAGGCCAUCUAUGGACCAUCACAAGACCCUUCAAAUGAACCAGUGGAGCCAACAUUACCAACAGCUUGUGAUCCUAAGCUAAAUUUUGAUGCCAUCACUACCUUCCGAAGAGAAGUGAUAUUUUUAAAGGGAAGGCACAUUUGGAGAGUGUAUCCUACUAGCUCUGAUGUGGACAUGGAAUCAAUUUCUACUUUGUCGCCUCUCCUACCUUCUGGAAUCCAGGCAGCUUAUGAAAAUAUGAAUGAUCAGAUUCUUUUCUUUAAGGAUAAUAAGUUCUGGAUGUUUAGUAGGCUUCAGAUGCAGCCUGGCUAUCCCCAACUCAUUGACAAGUUGGGAUUCCCAGCAAACAUUAAGAAAAUUGAUGCUGCUGUUUUUGAUAAAGAUACUAGAAAAACCUAUUUCUUUGUUGGAAACCAAUACUGGAGGUAUGAUGAAAAUACUCGAUCCAUGGACAAGGAUUAUCCAAGGAAAAUAAGGGAUGAUUUUCCUGCAAUUGGCCAGAAGAUUGAUGCUGCCUUCCAGCUCAAUGGUUUCUUCUAUUUUUUCCACGGGUCCAAGCAGUGGGAGUUUGAUCUGAAGACUAAAAGAGUGAUUCGUGUAAUGAAGAGCAACAGCUGGCUUAAUUGUUAG